Mesocricetus auratus (golden hamster) is the source of this 3317-nucleotide messenger RNA. Its product is annotated as centrosomal protein of 57 kDa-like. Gene Ontology annotation, cellular component: centrosome. The record is from RefSeq and is a predicted model, not a curated record. NCBI's taxonomy places the organism in Eukaryota, Metazoa, Chordata, Mammalia, Rodentia, Cricetidae. Gene Ontology annotation, molecular function: microtubule binding.
UCCGAGUCUCGGUUUUUGAACAUCCUAACUGAACCAUCAAGGUCGAAUGGAAAUAUGGUUCGUCAUUCUUCAUCUCCAUAUGUAUUAUAUCCACGUGAUAAGCCUUUCCUUAAUAGUGAUCUAAGACGCUCCCCAAAUAAGCCCACACUUGCCUAUCCAGAAAGCAACAGCAGAGCCAUAUUUUCUGCUCUUAAGAAUCUUCAAGAUAAGAUUCGACGCUUGGAACUGGAAAGGAUUCAGGCAGAAGAAAGUAUGAAAACCUUGUCUAGGGAAACCAUUGAAUAUAAGAAAGUUUUGGAUGAACAGAUACAAGAGAGAGAAAAUUAAAAGAAUGAAGAAUCAAAACACAAUCAAGAACUAACAUCCCAGUUGUUAGCUGCAGAAAAUAAAUGUAAUCUGUUAGAAAAACAAUUGGAAUACAUGCGAAAUAUGAUAAAGCACGCAGAAAUGGAGAGGGCAUCUGUCUUAGAAAAGCAGAAAAAAAUGCAAGAGCUGGAGUCUAAACGGAACGGAACGGAACGGAAGCGUAUGCAGGCGCAGGCAGCAGAGUUGCAGACUGGUCUAGAAGCAAAUAGACUUAUUUUUGAAGAUAAGACAACUUCAUAUGUUCCAACCAGCACUAGAAAAAUAAAAAAAAAGUCAAAACCACCAGAAAAGAAAGGUCCUAGGAACUAUUUUGGUGCACAGCCACAUUACAGACUGUGCUUAGGCGAUAUGCCCUUUGUUGCUGGAAAGUCUACCAGUCCCAGCCAUGCCGUGGUAGCUAACGUUCAGCAUGUCUUGCAUCUGAUGAAGCACCACAGUAAAGCUUUGUGCAAUGAUCGAGUUGUUAACAGUGUUCCCUUGGCAAAGCAAGCCUGUUCACGAAGUAGCAAGAGUAAGAAGUCAGUGACACCUCCCUCUGGCAGUGUCAGUGAAGAAUUGUCGGAUGUCUUACAGACUCUGCAGGAUGAAUUUGGGCAAAUGAACUUUGAUCACCAGCAGCUUGCUAAACUCAUCCAGGAGUCACCAACUGAGGAACUGAAAGACAACUUGGAGUGUGAAUUGGAGGCAUUAGUGGGAAGAAUGGAAGCAAAGGCCAACCAGAUAACUAAAGUUCGAAAAUACCAAGCCCAGCUGGAGAAACAAAACAUAGAUAAGCAGAAGAAGGAAUUAAAACCUAACAAAAAGACUCUUGAUGAAGAAGGAAACAGCAGCAAUCGUUCAUCUGGAGUCACAAGGACCACAAGUAAGAAGGAUCUUGCCAAACAGAGACCUGGAGAAAAAAGCAGGAAAAAUCUUCAGUUACUGAAGGAAAUGCAAACCAUACAGAAUUCACUGCAAAGCAGUAACCUGUGUUGGGAUUACUGACACCAGAUCAUAAAUUAUGUACCUUACUGGACAGUGACAAUACUUUCCAGGUUUCAUGCUUGCUGAUGUUGUCAUUACUAGCAGGUGUCAAGGGGCCCAGCUUCAUAACACAGUCUCUUGUGUCAUGCAACACAACUACAUGGAAAUGGAAUUUUACAGCAUGAGAUGCUGCACUGUUUCUUUGAAUUUGCUAUACUCAUAUACUGCACUUUGUAAACAAAUGACCAGUUUUUUACUUGUGGGUGUGUUUUUUAAGUAGGACUAUAUGUAAAUUGGGUUUGAAAAUUCAGAAUGAGACUGUCUUCAUAGUCAGUGCUUGGAAAGUUUCAUUUUUAGAUCUUCCCCAGGCAUGAGGUGACCUCUACUUCCCCCUCUCCAGAUGACCAUUAAAUGUACUGUUUCCAACUACUGAUAGAGGGUUUCUGUAUUUAAAUAUUUAUAUAUUUAAGAGGACUUUGUUUUGUUCUGCUUUUUGGUAUUUCAGAUGCUGAUCAGCAUUAAGUCAGUCUUAAAGACCCAAACAUUUUUAAAAAGUUACCCAUGAACUAUCUAACAACAUCUUCAUAAAACUAUAAACAGUUGUUAAUGAAAUAAAUGACAUUUUGGAAUAAAGAAUUAGGAGAAGUGGGGGGAAUGUUGUGAAAUGUACACAUUUGCAAUUUACAAUAUCUUUGUAAUCAUGUUAUUCAGUUAAGCACUGGUUUUUAAUCUUGAACCCCAUGCUUUUAGCAUACUGAAUAGGGGUAGUGUGUGUGUUGAACACACACAUCUAUCAUUAUGUCAAUGUAAAUUAUAAUUUUGAAUAGAUCAACAUGUUAAACUUUAUAAACUUGGUACUGAAAUCAAUAAAGCAGUUUUUAAACUUCAAAAAAAAAAAACCUGCAAAGGCUCACAGAAGUGCGCUGAGAAGGACUACGCCUUCCUCUGCCUCCGAGGACCUGUCCAAAAGUUCGCAUCGAUCAGGAUUCAUUUGACUAGGAUCAGGAUUGGAUGUAGUGGAAAACAGUAUCGGAUCACAAAACUAAGCGGGAAGAUCAUCUCCUGCAAAAGAAGGCCCAGCAGGAGAUACUCCAGCGCUCCCUACAGGUGAAAGCAAGCACAACGAAACCUGAAGAUCUUGGCGAGCAUAAUGCGUCAGCCCAGUGUAAGGACUCCCAGCAGUCUUAGGAUGAGAUGUCUCCUGAGCCCGUGACUCCUUCCUCACCCUCUGGUCCUCUGCCGGUGGAGACAGAGAACCUUCCACAGAGUUCUGCAGCCGACCAACUCAACAGGACAAGGCUCUCUGCUACCAGUGACCGCCGUCGAUGCGGCAGAAACCAGGGGAGCACGAGGGCCGUGCCCCAACCCUGGACUGCACAGAGAAACUACACUGACUUUCUACGUGAGCACGGUGUGAAGAAUGCAGGAGCCCAUCACGAUGCUCAUUUUUCUGGACGUGCAGCCAUGGCUGGGAUAGGAGUUACGCCUUUUAGGUCGCGGAACUCCGCCAUCCAGGUUGCCAAUGUAUUUUGCAGUAUUUAUAGAGGAUUGAUUCCACUAGGAGUGCUGGAGAGAAUUUUAUACUGAGUCACUAGUUGCACAAUGCUAUACAUGACACCUGUGGAAGUAAAGAGAACUUGAAGACGCUGCAAGCUGUCUUUGACAAUGACAGAUGUUGCUGUGUUGAGAGGUGUGCCUGCCACUAUGGCCUUGAGAAAGGUUCCCACAGUUUUAGCAUUUAACACAUCACUCAGAACAUCUCUCAGGAGUUUUGUGUUUAUGAUAACCUGUCGGUUGUCAUCGUACCAUCUAAGCACACAGAAGUUUAAAGCAUAAGACACAAAAAGCAUGCCUCAAAGGUUUUCAGUCAUGGCACAUCAGCCUUUGGUGCUGUAGUAAUACUGUUCUGAGACACUGCUUUCUAAAGUGGCCCAUGCCUUAAUUUCAGCUAAGUAGCUGUGGUUUUAAUAAAAAUUUACCGUACUUUA